UCUAUGGCUGCGGACGACGCGGAGAUAGCCCACCGUCGUUUAAACAAACUGCGCUGCAAACAGAAGACAGCUCGAUGUAUCACAAAGAGAAGAGCAUCCAGAUCAAAAACAGCGCCUCGGCGCUGUACAACAACCUCGGCGUGCUACGCAUCGCCCCCCGGCGCCUCACCUACUUCACAGUGGUCCAUGCUAACGUGGUCAACAUGGUCAGCGCGUCCUGGGACGGUCUCAACUAUUCCCACCGUCAGCUGCAGUCCAAGGAGCCCAAUGUCGUCACAAGCACAUCGUUAAUCAUGCAGGCUGCAUUUUGUCCUCUGCCUUCUCGUGAUCUGCUGGUGGUGACCUCACAGAAAGGCAUCCAGAUGUAUGAAUCUGAUGGCUCCAUCAUGGUGUACUGGCAUGCACUGGAUACUCCGGAAACAGCCACAGCUCAGGCCGUGUUUGCUCGUGGGAUAUCGGCAGUGAUGGAGAGUUAUAUAUGUGUGGGCGUUUCAUCUGGUGCAAUUCUAGUGUUUGAUGUUCCCAGUAAAGGCAGUAAUAUUACCCUGUCUGAGGUCCUGGAGGAACACAAGGAGUCCAUCACUGACAUUGCUUCAGAGUGCUCUGGCAGCCAGGAGUGCAUAGCUGAUCUGGUCAGUGCAGAUGAUGGGGGCAAUCUGUGUGUGUGGAAGUCAGGGGAGGAAUUUCAGCUACUCAACAACAUCCCUGGCUUUGAUAUGAGCUGCUCAUCUGUCAAGCUGUGGAAAGGUACAGUGGUGGCAGGUUACGGCACAGGCCAGAUUCGUCUUUAUGAGGCAGUGACGGGAAUCCUGCAUGCUGAGGUUAACGCCCAUGCUCGCUGGAUAUACUCACUAGACAUUGCUCCUUUUUCUGGGCUGCUUUUGUCUGCUGCUGAGGACUCUCUAGUCAGGGUGUGGCACCUGACGCUGACCCCAGAGACCAACACUGUUGAGGUUGCCCAUUUGCACAAUGAGUGUGUGACAGAUACACAGAUCUGUGGCGCCAAGUUCUGUGACGGUGAUGGUUAUGCCUUUGCAGUGACAGGCUAUGAUCUGAGUGAGAUUAUCCGUUACACCCAAACGUAGGACUUCGCUCUAAUUGAAGCUAAGGAUAUGAAUAUGAACUUGGCAAAUUUGAUUGUGGAAGGAUAACAAGAGGGAACACAGAAAAGAGAUUAUUUAAUAUAAUCUUGUGUCAUGGCAUUUCUGUCUCUAUGUCUACAAGGGUAAAAGGAGAUUAGCAUAUUACAAGAUAAUGCAAAAGUAAUGUGUUAAAGUUUCUGUAAAUAUUUCAAGUACAACCCUUUACAUGUAUGUGAAUGUAGCUUUAAAAAGUAAUAAAAUAGUCUAUUAUUGUUACAAAGAUAAUUAUUGUUUGAAGCAACUGUACCAGUAAACAUUUUUGUAGAGAAA
Molecule: messenger RNA, 1412 nt
Organism: Plectropomus leopardus (leopard coralgrouper)
Lineage: Eukaryota; Metazoa; Chordata; Actinopteri; Perciformes; Serranidae
Source: RefSeq, a predicted model, not a curated record